AUGGAUGCGAGGUCGGUCCUGUCGCUGUUGUGUCUGGCGCUGGUUGGACUCGCGUCGGUGCGGGCAGACGCGGAGGAUCAAGGGGGCACGAAGCAUGUUUUUUCUGCUCGGGUGGAGGUGAGUGAGACGGGAGUUCGAGGUAGUCGAGGCUGGCCUCGUAGCCACAAUGUCAUGUUCAAGCCCAUCCCAGGUGCUAGUCCAGAACUCAUUCUCCUCGAUGAGCAGGAUCAGCAAAUUGAGCGCAUUGACAUCUCCGGCAUGAAUCGAGAGGAGCUCAAUUCACUGCUGCAGAAGCGGGGUUUCUUCCGGAGGGAGUCGCCGACCGACGCCGUCCCCGACGAGUUCCUUCGGGGACCCUACUUCCCCCACGAAGAACUCUAAUCGUUUCCCGUUUCAGUGCAUUCCCCCCUCUGGGUGUUGGGUUCUCGCACAGUUUGUGAUUUUCAUGCCAGGGAUUCCAUGUUUUAAGCACUUAGCUCUAGAUUUUUCGAAAAACUUUCCUACUUCUGGUUUUCUCUGGUAAAAUCUUGACACAGCCAGGUGAUGGCUGAGUGUGUUUUUUUUAAAUAAUGCAUCAUUAGUUUGAUCAUGAUGUAUUGCUGGAUGAAUUCAUGAGACUAAUUCCAAAUUAUGUCAAGUUUGGUCCAACUGCUGCCCCUAGAUCCUUCAAAACCAUGAGUAGCUCGAGGUCUCCAAUUUUUGUUGGCAUCUUCACUUUUCACGGGUGACACAUCCACGAUCCUUUCGGUGACCGGAUCACCCGAGUCUCCCGAAUGCACGGGGUCAAAGAGCUUAAGUUACCAUGUUAGAGGUUGCUUUCUGAUCACUCAAUUUUACAGAGAAAGGGAGAUGCAAUUUAGGUGGGGGCAAAGAUCAAGGUGUGUGAGGUGUUUUGUCUACUUAAACAUUCCAUCCAUUGGGGUUAAAAACCUUUACCUAUGUUUGUGGAUUCUGCCAUGUUUUCACAGAAACCUUCAGCCUUUCACAGGUUGUACUUGUGAUUUCACGUUUUCCAGGUGUCUUUGUAUUGAAUUUGUAUGGAACUUGGAUGCUUUAACAGCAUGGAUAUUGGCUGAUAUCCUCUAUGCUGAUUCAGGUUCUUUAAAUUUCCAUUUUUGAUGCCAAUAUUGAGUCUCUCUGAGGAGUAGACUGCAGCAAUUGCUUCCAAAAUAAAAGAUAAGUAAUUUUAACAUCAUUAUAUUGACCUUUCAGAUGCUAAAAAGCCACUCCCAGGCCUUAUAGCAUGUCUUUCCCAAAUCACUGAAGGUAUUAAUUUUACCACACUCAUCAGCAUGGAAAAUAUCUCCAUUUACCAUUAGUAAUAAUAUUGACUGAUACCCCUUAUUGAAAGAUUGCCUCACCUCUGACAACUGCAUGGACCUUUCUAGUGGAUUGAGGUCAAUUUUAUGAGGAUUAUGAAUUUUUAUGGUGUGGGAGGGUUCUUUACCUACUGUAUUUAUUGUUUGCUCUUAUGCUACUUGCAUCAUUUUGUACCAUGUUGAUUGCCAGCUAGCCUGUGAUGCCUUGUGUCCCUGUACGUCUGCUCUUGGAUGUCUGAAUGAUGAUCGGUCCGAAAACCCAUUUGGGGGGGCUGAACUGAUGAACUGGAAAUCCAAUUGGAGGAAUACAGUGGCCUUUCUUUCCCUGAAACUGGUUCCUUUCCUUGUUUUCAGUGCUCGGGUUGAUUUUUAACAAAGGGGAGCAUUUGAUCUGGAAAAAUUUAAAUCAAAGUAGUUCUUCAAUUGAAUGAGUCUCCAAGAAAUUGCAUUUUAUAUUGCAUAUGCAAACCUGAGGAAC
Molecule: messenger RNA, 1797 nt
Organism: Darwinula stevensoni
Lineage: Eukaryota; Metazoa; Arthropoda; Ostracoda; Podocopida; Darwinulidae
Source: the annotation of a GenBank genome assembly